CUCAGGGCGCCCCAGGCCGCGGGCGGCCCCGCCCCCUCAGGGACCCUGGGAGGCGGCGGGCGCGGAGCGCGGGCCUCCGGGGUCCCGACCCUCGAGAGGAUCUCCCACACCCAUCCCCCGAGUCGCCCUCACAGGCCGCUUCUCGAGCUUCUCUCCGAAAUUCUUGCCCCUCGGGGUGGCCGGGGGGCCUGGCAGCAGCCUAUCUCGUGACCCCCCCAGGUGUACCUCGGACACCUCCCUGGAGGGCACGCCCACAGACCCCCCGAAUCCGCCCGAAGCCCUCUGUACCUUUCCGCGGUGCGAAAGGCUUCCCGAGAGGCCACCCCUGAUAUUUCCACGUCUGCUCCAGACCCCGUCCUACGCCUCAAAUAUCUUCCUCAGAGAACCCCCGUCUGGUCCCAGAUCCCCGAACCUCCUCCGUCCAGAAAUAUUUCCCCGGGGCCACUCCUCAUAUUCCAACGAUAUGUAUCAGAUAUCUUCUCCAGGAACCUCCCUCGUAAGCCCUAAAAAUCUCCUUCAGAUCAGAGAUUCCCCGAAAUCCCCUCCAGACCCUGUACAUUCCAGAAAUCUCCCCCAGCGACCUGCUUCGCACAUCCCAACAGUCUCCCCCAGACUUCCUUCUCACACAUCCCAAGAAUUUUCCCUCCCACCUACCCCCAUACCAGAAAUCGCCUUGGAGAUUUUCCACUCAGAGCCCCCAAAUCUCAGAGCCCCUCCCCUUGGAAUCCUCCAGAAUGCCCCUGAUGUCCCCUGAAAAUCUUCCUCAGAGACUCUCUGAAAUGGCCUCGGAUCCUCAAAACUCACUUGGAGCGCCCCCCCCCCCCCGCCGCCACCAAUCCAUCUCCCAUAUACACUCCCCCUUGACAUAUCCCGAAAGUCAUCCCUUUGGCCUCUCCCACAGGUCCCAAAAAUCUCUCUCAAAGACCUCCUCAUGCUUCUCAAAUCUCACCACCCUGAAAUGCCCUAGAGAUCACCCUCAGAUACCCCAGAAAUCUUCCCCUGAGACCCUCCUCACUUAUCCCAGAAAUCUUCUCCAGAGAUUCCCUGAAAUCUCUGGAGAACUCUUCUUCCACAUUCCACAAGUCUCUUCCAAAACCCUUUUUAUGUAUCCCAAAUCUCCUAGUAACCCACACAAAAUGUUACAGAAAUUGCUUCCUCAGGAUUCCAAAACGUUUCCUCAUAGUUUCUCUCUGAUAUUUUCUAGAAUCGCUCUUCGAAUCCCCCUUUCAAAAUCUCUCCUUCUAGACCUACUUUCAGAUGAACUUUCCUCCUCACAAGCCCUGUAAACCCUAAGACCCUCUCUUCACGACCCCUCUGAGAUGCAGCUUUUCAAGACCUCCUCCUGUCUUCACAGAGACCCCAGCCACCUCCUUGAGCCCUCUGAGAUAUGCCCUUGAAAUCCCUCCCAGAGACCCUUCCAGCACAGAGACCCUUGAAUCAGCACUUAAGAGACCUCCUGCCUUACUAAGAGACUUUUCCUAGAUAGUUCCCUCCCUGAACUCACCCUCACAGCUUCCCUCAAAUCCUCUAGAACCACCUGUAGAAGACCCCCAGCACCAACCGGCUCCUUUUCUUAGAAAGUCCCAGAAUUGUUUUUUGAAAAACCCUCUACUGUGAUGUUCCCAUAUUCCCCCACCCCAAGACCCACCUUCCCCGUAUAUCCUAUUGAGACCUUUACUCAGAGUUUCUCAUCUGAGCUCUUUGAGAGCUGUUCCUAAAAAGGCCUCUGUCAUCCUGCUCCAGUAAAUCUAAGAUCUCUCACAGAAGACCACACCUCCACAGACUCCCUUUAGAGAAUUUUCUCCAAAAUUGCUGUGCAUCAGCAACUCCAGCAGUUUGUAAGACUUCCUCAGAACACUCUCUCUCAGGUUCUCCCUCUGACAUCCCCAAGAAACCUUAUUCAGGGCCCUAUCAGAUAUACCCCUUUUAGAACCCCCAUUUACACCCUCUCAUCUCCUCCAUUCUUUCUUCUGCAAUCAACUUAGAGAUCCUUCUCAGAUCUGAGCCUCCUUCCCCCAUUAUCCCACCAUAGGCCCCCAGCAUCCUGCAGACUCCUCCUCUCAAGAGUCUCUAUGUCCCCUUUUAUUAAACAGAUCCUCAAGAGAUACCCUCACCUCUUGAAAUCCCAACUCUCAGAGAUCUUUCUCUCAGACCAUUUUUCUUAGGUUCUAUCUUCAUAGACCCCUCCUCCCUUUAGAUCUUCCCUUCAGAGAGAUGGAGAGACCCUUAACACCUUCCUUAGACUCUUUUUUUUUUUUAAGGUUUUUAUUUUUUUGGCUGCGCUGCAAGGCUUGUGGGAUUUUAGUUCCCUGACCAGGGAUUGAACCCAGGCCCUCAGCAUUGAGAGCAUGGAGUCCUAACCACUGAACCGCCAGGGAAUUCCCACCCUCCUUAGACUCUCCUUGAAGACUCCCCUGAUUUUCCUCUCUGAAGCCUUCUCCUUCCUUUUUCCACUUUGAGGGCCUCCUCACAAAAGAAUCCCUCCCCCUGUAGUAGUGGUUCUCAAAGUGUUGUCCCUGGACCAGCAACAUCAGCAUCACCUGAGAACUUGUUAGAAAUGCAAAUUCUUAGGUCCCAACCCAGACCUGCUGAAUCAGAAAACCUAGGAGUAGGGCCCAGCUGUUUUUAGGAACCUUCCUGGUGAUUCUGAUGCAUGCUCAAGUUUGAGAACCACUGCCCUCUAAGAGGAUUUCCCUUUCCCCACAGAAAGCCCCCCUGAAAGAUAUCUCAGCAUAUGCCUCUGUGCCCUACUGCCCACCCCCAUUUUCCUGGGAGUCCCCUUUGUGAAGUACCUACCCUCCAGAAGAUUCCUUACCCUCUUUGAAAGGUUUCUGGUUUCUCCACAAGGUUACCCCACCCUCUGAGCAAUUACUUCAUAUUCCGUCUUUGAAUGGUUCCCUUUCAGAUCUUCCUCAGCAUUUUCUCCUUCUGGCUUCCCCUCCACCCCUCCAUACCAUCCCCUUUCUGUGCUUCUGCUUCAAGUUGCUCCCUUCUUGAACACACGUGUCCAUCUCUUAUCCUUAUCUAAUCCUCAUCUAUUCUCCACAUAGGCACCCUUGCCUUAAGGCACCUUCCAGUCUUUUCAUUCUCUGUGUCUUACUGCCCAGAGCCUUCCAUUGUACUUCUUAGAGCACCGCUCAUCUUCUUCCUUGUAGUUUUUCAUGUACUUGUCCACUCACCCUCACUGACCUGGGAGUUUGGAAAGUACCAGGAUGUAACUUGUUCUUUUCUGAAUCCCACAAGCUGGGAUCCUUCCCUCUGUAAGUUAUGAGGAAUCAUUGGCUCAUGGGCAGCUCUUCCUGCAUUUGGUCAGAAAUCUCUGAGUUCCUUACUCUCACUCCCCAUCCAGGUUCAACACAUCUUAUCGCCCCCCCUCCUCUCCUCUCACCUCUUUUAUUCUCUCUACCCAGCUCCUUUUGCCACUCCUCCUAGGAGAGGCUGCCUUCCCCACCCUCUCUCAUCUGGAACUUUUCUUUGUGCUGUUUCCUGAUUCUUAGCUACCCCACGUCCUAUUCCUGGGGAUCUGCCUCACCCCAUCCUAGUUGGCUUCUCAGCCCUCCUCAGCCUUUGUAGGUUUGGGGCCUCCACAGGGCUCUCAACUUUCUCCAAGGGUUUUUGUUUCUCUCUAAGUUUGAGAAGAAUAAACAGAUCACGAGGUAAAUACUGGGGCUGGCCUUCAGGGAGCUCACAGUACAGUAGAGAGGUUGGGCAGGUACACGGGACAGAACGUGAGGUACAAAUUAUAUACUGUGGAAAUUUGGCAGUGAGAGAAGGCACCCUCUAUCUGGAGAGACUUCAUAGAAUAAGUGGUACUUGUUCUGGGUGCUGUUCCACAAGAGUUGGGACAAGGAUGAGUGGCUUUCCAGGCAGAGGAUGCAGCUUAUGCAGUGGGUUAAAGACAAGAAAGACUCUUCAUCUCUAACCCAUGGCAUCUCUUCUCUUCACCUAAAGGACAGAGGUGAAAGAAAACAGAUCUCUUCCAUCUGCAUUGUAUUUGCCAGAUGCACUUUAGUGACCCACAGAGUAAUAAUGUUAAUGACCACUGUUUAUUGAGUAAUUAUUAUCUGCCAGUCACUGUUUAAGUGCUUCACAUGUAUUGUCUCAUCUCAUAUUCACAGGAACUCUAUGAGGUAGGUAAACUGUGAUUAUCCUCAUUUUACAAAGGAUGAAAUUGAGGACAGGUGGCACAAAUAGAAGGUCUCUGGGCUCUGUCCGUCCCGGGAUGAUAGUGUCUGGGGUCAGAGAGUUGGAUUUUCUGUUCAGAUAGGGUUGGGUGCAAUGGGGCAUUGUAGUGUAGUGAUCAAGUAUGCAGACUCUGGGGCCAGACAGGAUUUGCAUCCCACAUCAUUGCUUACCCCCUGUUUUGUGACCUAGGACAAGUUAUUGAACUUCUCUGGUCCUUAGUUUCCAGAGUUGAAAAAUGAAGUCUAGGUGUUUCCGGAAGAGCUGCAGCCUUUGAAGAAACAGUUUUUGACGACGAUAUCAGACCAAAGACUCCUUCCUACUGGGGAGAUGAGGAAGAUUGGGGCACACAUGAACCCAGAUCUGAUUGAUGAGAAGGAACCAGCCAUGUGAUGAUCUGGGGAAGAACAUUUCGGGUAGAGGGGUCAGCCAGUGCAAAACCCCUGAGAUGUGUUCAAGGAACAUCAAGGAGCUCGUGGCUGAAGCAUAAGUGAAGCAGAAGGGGCAAGGGCUUGGAGUGGUUGACAGAGGCCAGAUCAUGUGGGGCCUUGUGGGCUAUGGGAUUGACAGCCAGACCAGUUUGCUCUGUUCAACUGUCCCACUGAGGAUCUAUUGAGGAGCCUGGAGAGGAGUGGCUAGACCAAGACCUCCCCCGAUGUGAGCAGGUGUCCUCCUCCCUGCACCACCCAUUGCCACCACGCCAGGGAACAUCCUCAAGCCCUGGCCCUCAGGGGAGAGGUAACAGGAGCCCGCAGCCGAGACCAUGUGACGGCGCUGGCCCUUGCCACCGCCGUCCCCCCCACCCUGGCCCCAGGCCUGGCACCAUGAUGUUCCGAGACCAGGUGGGCAUCCUCGCUGGCUGGUUCAAGGGCUGGAAUGAGUGUGAACAGACAGUGGCCCUGCUGUCACUUCUGAAGAGGGUCACCCGCACCCAGGCCCGCUUCCUACAGCUCUGCCUGGAGCAUUCACUGGCGGACUGCAAUGACAUUCACCUGCUGGAGUCGGAGGCCAACAGUGCUGCCAUCGUCAGCCAGUGGCAGCAGGAGUCCAAAGAGAAGGUGGUGUCCCUCCUGCUGUCCCACCUACCCCUGCUUCAGCCAGGCAACACAGAGGCCAAGUCGGAGUACAUGAGGCUGCUGCAGAAAGUGCUGGCCUACUCGAUUGAGAGCAAUGCCUUCAUCGAGGAGAGCCGCCAGCUGCUCUCCUAUGCCCUCAUCCACCCGGCCACCACUCUGGAGGACCGCAAUGCGCUGGCCCUCUGGCUGAGUCACUUGGAAGAGCGGCUAGCUAGCGGCUUCCGCACCCGGCCUGAGCCCACCUACCACUCACGCCAGGGCUCGGAUGAGUGGGGUGGCCCUGCAGAGCUGGGCCCUGGGGAGGCAGGACCAGGCUGGCAGGACAAGCCACCCCGGGAAAAUGGACACGUGCCCUUCCACCCACCCAGCUCAGUGCCGCCAGCCAUCAACAGUAUUGGGAGCAACGCAAACGCAGGUCUCCCCUGCCAAAUCCACCCCAGCCCGCUGAAGCGCUCCAUGUCGCUCAUCCCCACGAGCCCCCAGGCCCCUGGUGAGUGGCCGAGUCCAGAGGAGCUUGGGGCCCGGGCUGCUUUCAACACGCCCGACCACGCACCCCUCUCGCCCCAGAGCAGCGUGGCCUCCUCUGGCAGCGAGCAGACGGAGGAGCAGGGCUCCAGCCGGAACACUUUUCAGGAGGACGGCAGUGGCAUGAAAGAUGUGCCCUCGUGGCUUAAGAGCCUCCGCUUGCACAAGUACGCGGCCCUCUUCUCACAGAUGAGCUAUGAGGAGAUGAUGACACUGACUGAGCAGCACCUGGAGUCUCAGAAUGUCACCAAAGGUGCCCGCCACAAGAUAGCCCUGAGCAUCCAGAAGCUGCGCGAGAGGCAGAGUGUCCUCAAAUCCCUGGAGAAGGAUGUGCUGGAAGGCGGGAAUCUGCGAAACGCUCUGCAGGAGCUGCAGCAGAUCAUCAUCACCCCCAUCAAGGCCUACAGUGUCCUUCAGGCCACUGUGGCUGCCGCCACCGCCACCACCUCUACUGCCAAGGACGGGGGCCGGGGGGAGCUGCCACUGCCAGGUGCGGAGCCUCCCCUGGCUCACCCUGGCACAGACAAGGGCAGUGAGGCCAAGGACCCUCCAGCUGCAGAGGGCUACCCCCCUCCACCAGCUCCAGCUCCCACUGAUGGCAGUGAGCCAGCCCCGGCUCCCGUCGCUGAUGGAGACAUCCCCAGUCAGUUUACACGGGUGAUGGGCAAAGUGUGCACCCAGCUGCUGGUGUCCCGACCAGACGAGGAGAACAUCACCAGUUACCUCCAGCUCAUCGAAAAGUGCCUGACUCAUGAGGCUUUCACGGAAACGCAGAAGAAACGGCUGCUGUCCUGGAAACAGCAAGUGCUGAAGCUCCUCCGGACCUUCCCGCGCAAAGCCGCACUAGAGAUGCAGAACUACCGGCAGCAGAAAGGCUGGGCAUUCGGCUCCAACUCACUCCCCAUAGCUGGCUCUGUGGGGAUGGGGGUGGCCCGGCGGACCCAGCGGCAGUUCCCAAUGCCUCCCCGGGCCCUUCCGCCUGGCAGAAUGGGCCUUCUGAGCCCCUCGGGCAUUGGGGGCAUCUCCCCUCGACAUGCCCUCACCAGCCCCAGCCUUGGGGGCCAGGGCCGACAGAACCUGUGGUUCGCCAACCCUGGAGGCAGCAACAGCAUGCCCAGCCAGAGCCGCAGCUCUGUGCAACGGACCCACUCGCUCCCGGUCCACUCGUCCCCCCAGGCCAUUCUCAUGUUCCCUCCAGACUGCCCGGUCCCUGGGCCUGACCUGGAGAUCAAUCCCACUCUGGAGUCUCUGUGUCUGAGCAUGACAGAACACGCCUUGGGUGAUGGGACAGACAAAACCUCCACCAUCUGACGGGACCCACAGCCCAGCGCACCCAUAGGCUCCCCGGGCGGCGGGCGGGGGCCAACCCCCAACGGGCUUCUCCGCGACAGCGAGAGGGUGGGCUGGCUCAGCUAUACAUUCUAAUAUUUUUCUACUCUCUCACCCUUUUAACUUUUGUUUAACAUUGGCACACGCCUUGCUCACUCCCAGGCCCGUCGAGGGAUCUCUGCUGAGGCCCAGGGAGGUAGGGGGCAGCCAGGAUAAAGGGGGCAGGGACUGGCCAGCCUGCCUGCCCCCUCCUUCCCUCCUUCAUCCCCCACCUGGCCCCGUCCCACCCCUGCCUCCUCCAGACUGCCGGCCACCUGCCCCUCCCAAGGAAACAGUCUCCCCCAGAGACUCACUGACCCACUAUCUUGUGGGGCCUGCUCAGAACCAUCUGACAUUUGGGGAGAGAUGAGUGAGGUAGAUAAUCUGCUCUCCUGAACGUUAUUUGAGAGGAGCUGAGGAGAUAAAGGCGGGUGAGGAGCGUGUCUGUCUUGGCGCGCUCUCUGUCUCUCUCUCUCCCUCCCCCCGCCCCUCACCUCCUUGCCGCAGCCUUCUCCUUCCCCAUUCCCAUCAUUCCCCAAGGACAGGAGCCACUCUCCUCUCCCUCACCUCCUUUUGCCCUGUUUAUCAGAGGUUCUCUGCAAUUAAUUUCUUAGGCCUAUUUAAGAUACAUAUUUAUAUAGUUCUUAACGGUUUUUCUCUCUGAUCAUUCCCUCUCAUUUUUAGAACCCCCAGGCCUCUCUCUGAGCCAAGAAAGUGGCAGGGGGAGCCUGAAUUUUACGAGGGGAGAGGGCAGAGCCCUCUCCUCCAGACCCCUCUAGCCCUUCCCCACUUGCCCCCAGCCCUGGCUCCCCAGAUGCAGAGGUUGAAGGCUGGGAGCCAGGGCAGCCAGUGAGGUCAGGAAGUCUGUUGCCUUAACGUCUCCUUCCCCCACCGAAACAAAUCCUUCUCCACUCCCAGGUCUGGUUGCUGAAAGACUUGGGGGUAAGGAAUAAGGGAAAGGGGAUGGUUUUUGGUUUCUUUCCCCACCCCCAUCCCCUUUUCUUUCACCCUUAUCCCACCCCCACCCCCCAUUCUGUCAUGACCUCACUUAAGUGGAACACUAUAUCAUAAGCCAGAGAUUCGUCCCAGUCCCAGAGUCAUACAGACCCUCUGAUCCCUGUUCCUCCUGAGGGGUUGUGCUGGGGCCCAGGUGGAGGGAGGGGAUUUGGGGGUUCAGGCUGUAGGGAAGCCAGGGUCCUCUAUUCCAACCCCUUGUCCCCCUCAACCGGCACCCCCCAUUGGGACAUUCUCAAGCUUUUCACACCGAAAAGGAAAAAAUGUUAUUUUUAGAUACAUUUUAUGAAUAACUUUUGUUAUGAAUAUGGCUGGUAACCAUUGUGUAUGUUAUUAAAGAUACAAAACGUUGGGAAAAAAAAAAAACCAAAAAAAAAAAAAUUUUAAAACCACCACCCUCCCUGCACUCACCCAUUCCCCAGACCUUCUUGCCUCUGCUCUCCUGGUCUGGACCUCCCUCAACUCUGAGCCCAGGGAGAGGGAGGAAGCCAGGGGGUGGGGUGGCCCUGGGGACCUGCUCUAGGUCCCCACCUCCUCUCCCAGUGCCGGGCUGGGUAGGGUGUCAGGUUUAUUUAUGUACCUCUUGCACACUCAUCAACCUAUGCAAGUCCCCCACCCCGGCCCCUCCAUGUUUCUGUGCCUUUGCUCAUUCCCCUCCAACUCCCAGGGCUUCUCCAAUCCUCUCCUAGCCCGGGGAAGUGGGAUGGACAGGGGCCACCUCGUUUUGGAAUCAGCAGGGUGUUCCUCUUAGAGACCCUCACCUCUUCCCAGCCAGUCCUGUCUUGUUCACUACCCAUAAGGGUGAGCUGGGUCUUCCUGGCCCUGGGAGGCGGUGAGGGACACCCCCAUACACAGUGGGAGGCAAGAGUUGCCCCCCUCCCCCCACCUGUCAGCAGAGUGUGCAGGACGCAGGCGGCCCCACUCUGAUGGGCAGGACCCUGAUCCACUCCCGACCCUCCCCGGCCCCUGCCCCUCCACCAUGAUUUCACUCUCCCUUCUAUUCCCAGCCCCACCGGCAGAAUCAGCUUUGAGUAACUGUACAGUUUUUCUCGCUGUUGGAGAAGACUUAUUUGUUGGAGUUUCACUUGUUUAAUGGUCUGGGCUUAUUUUGGAAAAAAAAAAA
Molecule: messenger RNA, 9288 nt
Organism: Aethalodelphis obliquidens (Pacific white-sided dolphin)
Lineage: Eukaryota; Metazoa; Chordata; Mammalia; Artiodactyla; Delphinidae
Gene: SAMD4B
Product: sterile alpha motif domain containing 4B
Exons: 15
Coding region: 5007-7094 (695 amino acids)
Biological process (GO): negative regulation of translation; nuclear-transcribed mRNA poly(A) tail shortening; regulation of mRNA stability
Cellular component (GO): P-body
Molecular function (GO): translation repressor activity; mRNA binding; protein binding
Source: RefSeq, a predicted model, not a curated record